AUGCAUGUUUUCAUGGUACUAGCUUACCUGGGUAUUCAGUAUGAAGUUGGAUAUUCAAGGAUUUACGAAGAAUCUCUUCCGAAAGAAUUUACAGAGUGUCUUAAUAUGGUUUUACCUAACAGCAAUGUCAAACGAGAUCCAGCAUAUGUCAUCGACUACGCAUGUGCAAACAAAUUUCUUACGUCAACUCCAAACGAUAGAUGGACACCGGAUGUCGAUAAUGAAGAAGAACGCCGAGUGACGGACAAAGUCAAAAAAUUAGAAAUUCAAACUCGGACUAAAUUCCUGCAGUAUGAAAAGGAAAGUAUCCAAGAUCACUAUCAAGACAAAAGACAAAAACGUUCUACCAGAACGCCGACUAUUGUCAGAAAAGAGUAUAGGCGGCUGACCAAGGAGGAAAGAAAAAAAUUCCACCACGCUCUGCAGCUCCUAAAAGACGAUCGUAAUUUUACUGGAAAAGAGACCAAAUUUAAUCUUUAUGACACUUUAUGCAACUUGCAUCAUGCCUCCAGUGCCCCCCAUGCGCACUUUGGACCAGCCUUUCUAGCUUGGCAUCGAGUGUCGCUGUAUAUAUUUGAGCAGCUGCUUCGCUCAAAGGUCCCGGGAGUGUUUGUACCAUACUGGGAUUCUACAUUAGAUGGACUACUAGAAAAUCCUACAGCAACAGCUCUGUUUACUGACGAACUAAUGGGGCCGGGUGUUGGGGUUGUAACGACUGGCUACUUUGCGAAUUGGUCUCAUCCAUUUGCAGGAGAUCUGGUGCGAAACAUUGGAAAUGUUGGCGAGCUCAUCCAAAAGGAGGACCUUAAACGACUAGUUAACGUAGGUCACACGAGAGAAUUCAUGUUCCCAUUUGCAUCUUCAUACAAAAAUCUUGAAUUGAUUCAUGGGAAGGUCCACAUGUGGGUAAGUGGGACAAUGAACAACUUAAAUUACUCCCCUGCGGAUCCAAUAUUUUGGCUGCACCAUUGCUUCAUUGAUUAUAUUUGGGAGAAAAUCCGUCAAACACAGAAAGAGAGAGGUAUCGAUCCACGAUUUGACUACCCUAUUGGCGUUGGUCAUGGUCAUCAACCAGAUGACAAGAUGAAACCAUUUCAACUCAGAAAUAAAGACGGGUUUAUGAUUGAUUGGUCAACCAUUUACGAAUACGAAGAAUCGCCCGGGGAUAUACAUUGUGAAUUUGACUUUGAUUGUGGAUCGCUUUAUUAUGCUUGUGAUGGUGGAAAUUGCCGGGCGAAGACGGUUGAUGAGAUCAUCUUCUAUUUCGGAUCGAAGAAACGAAGACGUCGACGGUCCCCCAUUGCAACCACAGAAAGCUCAUCUUCUACGACUCCUGAACAAAAACUGUUUGUGAAUAGUAUGGAUCCUUCCAAUUCUAUCGACAUGCAGUCAACCCCGUUGUUCCAUUCCAUGCAAAACACGUUUAUGAUUAAUGGUAAGGAAGAUUCGAAAGCUUGGGUUGAAAUACCGAUAAUCAUUUACUCUCGAAGACCAACAGAUCUAGUAUUCGACGCGCAUUCCUUCAGGAGAGGUGAAGUGAAUCUAACGUCAGACGUCUAUCAGACAUCGGAGAGAGAGGAAGGGAUAUUACCGCAUACGGGAGAUCCUGCAACGAUUGAAAAAUGUCUACACUUAGGGUCUGGGGCCUCCAAAGUCUACUUAAGAUCGAUUGGUGCAAAUUAUGAAGGAGAUUACACUUCUGACGCCAUUGUUGAUGAAAGGCAAACUUUGACCAUAACACUUACACAAGUGGCUGUGAAAAAUCCUUACAAGAAUUACACAAAAGCUUACAUCGCUGCGUAUGAUCGAUGUGGACGUAUGUGCAAACCCUAUUGUUUGACAGGAAAUAACAGAACAUAUAAAAAGUGCACAGGAAGUAUAGGAGUCGAUUCGCGCAUACCUAAGAUGUACAACUCAGAUGUUGCCGGAGCCAUUUUGCAUACUUUUGAUUACAGCACUUUCCCGCCUAAGUUAGCAGAAAAGAAUAUUUUUCUAAUAUUUUACUGUGGGCAAGAGGAGGACUGGCCGUGGCUAAUGGACAAUGAAUAGUCUAGCUUUUAUUUCAAAAAUGAUUAUAAACGUCUUUAUUUUUUCCAAACUAUUUGAAAAUAUGCAUACAUUCCUUGGUUCUGGGGCUGUUAGAUUAAGUUGUCUUACAGUUGUGUGUAUUGUAUAGU
This is a messenger RNA of Ostrea edulis (European flat oyster), 2177 nucleotides long. RefSeq lists its product as uncharacterized. Gene Ontology annotation, molecular function: oxidoreductase activity. The coding region runs from base 1 to 2049 and encodes 682 amino acids. The record is from RefSeq and is a predicted model, not a curated record. Lineage: Eukaryota; Metazoa; Mollusca; Bivalvia; Ostreida; Ostreidae. The transcript has 3 exons.